Molecule: messenger RNA, 899 nt
Organism: Cydia amplana
Lineage: Eukaryota; Metazoa; Arthropoda; Insecta; Lepidoptera; Tortricidae
Product: ras-related protein Rab-24-like
Exons: 5
Coding region: 222-836 (204 amino acids)
Biological process (GO): intracellular protein transport
Cellular component (GO): endomembrane system; endocytic vesicle; autophagosome
Molecular function (GO): GTPase activity; GTP binding
Source: RefSeq, a predicted model, not a curated record
UGCAAAAAUACUAAAUACUAAAUCCAAGUACACAAAAUCUCUCCCAUUGUUCGAACUGGCUGUCUAAUUGCCAUAAUUACAAUUGCUAUUAAAACGGACGUAAUUCCAAGGAUUUUACAUUAUCUGGCAAUUGUUUACGCCAUAUAAAGUGUAUAACGUUUUCAAAUUCGGUAGGAGUCAUCAAGUGUUGGUGAAAACUUUUUCGAAAUAAAAUCUCGAAAAUGAGCCGUUGUGAUUUCAAAAUAGUGUUGUUAGGGAGCGAACAUGUUGGAAAAACUAGUUUGGUGAUCAGAUUCGUGAACUGUAGCUUUAAUGCUGGGACUCCGUAUCAAAAUACUAUUGGUGCAGCGUUUUGUGCAAAAACCAUGCGCUCUGAUGGUAGAGACUUCAACGUUGGCAUCUGGGACACCGCCGGCAGUGAAAGGUAUGAAGCAAUGACGCGCAUGUACUACCGCGGCGCGCACGCCGCCGUCAUCUGCUACGAGCCGUCCUCUCUCCUCUCCUGGAGCAGGCUGAGGCACUGGCUCACUGAGCUGAGGACAGUUGAAGAGGAUUGCAAAGUGUACCUUUGUGGCACCAAGAAAGACCUCUUGGACUCCGGCCUCGCUCAGCGCGAGGUCCCGGAGGAGACCGUGGCCACGUACAGCCAGGGACUAAGGGGACAUUUCCUGACCUCUAGCAAAACUGGAGAAAACGUGGAGGAACUCUUCCAGAAGAUAGUGGACGACUGCGCGUCCGACCAGCGACUGAUGCGAAACGUCGAGGAGCUGCGAGUGCAAAUACUGAAGGACGAAGCUGCCUACCGCGCCAAGGACAAGCAAUAUUGCUUAUGUUGAACACUAACAGUUACCUCACAAGUCCCGAUGUUCUUUUAAAAGGACAAAGUCAAAUCUAUUUUG